Molecule: messenger RNA, 2742 nt
Organism: Synchytrium microbalum
Lineage: Eukaryota; Fungi; Chytridiomycota; Chytridiomycetes; Synchytriales; Synchytriaceae
Exons: 5
Coding region: 1-2742 (913 amino acids)
Source: RefSeq, a predicted model, not a curated record
AUGUCGAAAGAAGCAGCGAUUCAUCACUCCCUGUCCAGCUUUCCCAGUGCUGCUCAAGUGGAGCAUUCUAUGAAAGAGGUUGGACUUGGAGGGCAGAGCGUUCAAUCACUCACCCAUGAUGAACGACAACGUAUCUUGGCUCAUCUAAACUCUAAUGGCAAUAUUGAUGAAGCUUAUCAGUCGCCGAGCAGUCCAAAUGGACCAAUUCUAUCGACGGCACUCUACUCUGAAGAUGCUGUAUUGUUAAACCCAACUGCUACAAUACCCAAAUAUGGAAUUGUAUUGAAAUCUGCUCGAGAUGGCGACGAUGGCACUACAGAUUUGAUUGACGAGGAAGACGAGAGUGAAAUGUCAAGACAGGAAGCUCAUAUUUUGAAACUGACUCGAACUUUGAAAGACAAACAAGUAAUAAUCGCGCCGGGAGAUGGCAAGGCUCCUUAUGUAACAAAUGAAACCGAUGUCGUCCUCGUUGAUCGUGCCCUCAUGCCCGGAGAUAUCGUACAAGACACGUCAGCACAACAGUCAUCAAAGGGCAGCGGUGUCAUAAUAGGAAUGAGGCAGUCUGCGUCUCUACAACAAAUCUCGAGUGGAUUCGAGAUAAAAGAUGUAGAUACUUCGAGAAUAUCAUAUUCUACCGAUGUUGACGUGUCAGAUUAUGUCGUCAUUGAAGGAGGAUGGGUUGGGCGGGCCGUUGGCUGUGCUGAACAAAUAACGGUGCAAUUUCUGGACUUGUCUACUUGUGUCGUCAGGUACCCAGACUUGCUAGAGAUUGCUGGAGAUGUUGACAACAAUUCAUUCCUGAAAACGCAAAGGUCAGUAUUCGUAAAUGGUCUAAAGUGUACAAUAUCUCAAUUAGUCACUGAAGAACUCAUUAAUUUCCUCUGCUUUAGAUUGGUUGCAGGCCUCAAUGUAAAUUGCCCUCCAGAGUGCCUUAGAGACGGUCGCUGGACACGUGGCCACUUCAUCCCUAGAAAGCACAAGAUUGGACUUGUGAUUGAUUCUCAAACCAUUCUGGUUACUGUUCAGUGGCUGGCAUGUUUCGGAAGCAAUCCUUCAGGAAGCCCUCCACCGGAGAAAGUACCUAGAGCCUCCGUGAGAGUCUUAAUGGGCAGCUGGUGCUCCUAUAGUUUCCAACUUGGCGAUAAAGUAGUCUUCAAAGAUGAAGAGGAUGCUAAACGCACGUUCCCUAUAACUCAUGCCCAGGCAGCUACGGGCCUUCCAUCACAUCAAUUUACUUUGAACGUUACUUGCACAAAGACUUGGGCGGAUGUAUUGUGGCAGGAUGGCUCAGUGAGCACUGGUAUAUACUCCACGAAUCUCCUUCCUGUAUUAUCACCAGACGAAUACGAACUUUGGCCUUGUGAAAUUGUGGUGCUUAAGGAAAACCAAGAGAAACUAGGUCUCGUCGUCUCUGUAAACGCCAUAGAUCGACUUGCCAACAUACGUUGGUAUGAAACUGUAAAUAGUUGCAUGGUCUUGUCAAGUACAGUGGAAGAAUUGUCGUUAUUCGAACUAGAGACACCAGAACAUCUAGACUUUACUGCAGGAUGUAUUGGUCUCGUUGUGGACGAAGACACUCCAGAAGUAAACCGUCUGGUCGAAAUAUUGAGAAUAAAUAGAGACGGACAGGUCGUGGUGAAAUACAUGCUGUCUAAUCGAGAGGGCGUCUUACCUCCAUCAUCUAUAUUCAAGAUAGUAGAGGACGAUGACGAUGGAGAUUCGGAAUCUGAUGACGACGAUAAGAGCUGGGUUACCGAGGAAGACGGUGACGAAGUCGAAUUAGAUGGUAGGACGAUCGACCAAGUAGAGGAUUCAGUCAUUAAAGUCACCAAUACUCUGGAAACAAUGGAUAUAUCAACACCAUCAUCACCACUCCCCAAACGAGGCACUAUCUCAGUACCUUCUCAGCUGCCGUCAUGGGACUUGUUUGCCUCAUCUGAAUCCAUACCAAUCGAUCAUAAAUACUAUAAUUCAAUCCAACGAAACAUACCACGAGCUCUUGCCAAACGAAUAUUAUCAGAACACUCAAUGUUGACCAAGGCUUUACCUCCGGGCAUUCUAGUACGGUCGUUCGAGGAUCAAACUGAUGCAUUCAGAUGCAUGAUUGUUGGACCAGAAGGAACUGCUUAUGAAGGCUGUCUGUUUUUCUUUGAUGCACGAUUUCCUCUCGAAUAUCCAAGCGUUCCCCCAGACCUCUUCUUUCACUCAUAUGAUGGUGGCCUCGGGAAGAUCAACCCAAACUUGUAUGAAAAUGGCCGCGUCUGCUUGUCAAUAUUAGGAACUUGGAGUGGUAACGCCACCGAAUCUUGGAGUCCUGCCAAAAGUCUCAUGCAGGUUCUCGUCUCUAUUCAAGGCCUGGUGUUAAAUCCUGAGCCAUAUUUCAAUGAAGCCGGAUAUGAUUCGCAUAGGAAUACUCCUGAUGGAAUACGGAAUAGUUUGCUAUACAAUGAGAAAACCUUAAUGUUAUCGUACAAAUUCAUCAACCACAUUCUACGACAUCCCGUCGCUCCAUUCGAAGAAGAAAUCAAGUCAUUCUACUAUGGUGAAGGCUGGUUGAAGAUAAUGGUGGAACGUGGCCAACGCAUUUGUGUCGCGUCAGAGACACCUGUCGAUACGGCUGCUGCUACAGAGAAGUCGGCGCCUCCCCACGAGAUCAAAACCGUGUCACUGGGCUGUGUAAAGUUGCUCAAGAAGGAAGUCGCUCUAUUGGACAAGAUGUUGUUGGUGCAGCAAGAUGUAUAG